Messenger RNA from Lecanosticta acicola, 1033 nucleotides. The record is from the annotation of a GenBank genome assembly. Lineage: Eukaryota; Fungi; Ascomycota; Dothideomycetes; Mycosphaerellales; Mycosphaerellaceae.
AUGCCUUUCCUCACCAGCAGCGUCCGCCACGCUCUCUCGGCUGCCACUCUCUUGACCGCCCUCGUCGACGCGCAGCAGUGCUAUUAUCCCGACGGAGCGCCUUCGGAGGAUACACCCUGCAGUGAUGGAGAGGGAGCUUCAUCGUGUUGUGGAUCGGGAUCGUUCUGUAUGGACAAUGGAUUGUGUUUUGGGGGAGGGCUGGUGAGCAGAGGGAGCUGCACGGAUAAGAGCUGGAAGAGCGAGGCGUGUACGGGAUACUGCAAGGCAGGUGUGUGUGAAUCCCGAGCACUGUGAAUUCAAUUGAAGGCGGUGGAUUGGAGAACUGACACGAAGAAACGUAGACUUCCCCAGCGGCAGCAUCCCCCUGAUGCCCUGCUCGUCCAGCACGUUCGUCUGCGGCCUCUCGGCCUCCUGCUCCAACACCACAGCCGUCUUCUCCCUGUCCGGCACCGGCUCCAUCGUCCUGCGCCCCUCCCAAGUCGACUCCAUCGUCCGCCCCGCCCUCAGCAGCCUCGAAGCAUCCUCGAAUGCCUCCUCCUCGCUGAACACGACCGCCCUAUGCGCCCACACCCCGGGCUUCUACACCUCAGGCGCCAUGGCCGGCCUAGGCUGCGCCCUCGGCCUACCCCUCCUCUUCUGCCUCCUCGCCAUCGCCCUCUCCCUCCACCGCCGCUCCCAGCGCGCCAAGCCCCCCAAACUCAUGUACAAGCUCCCGGACGACCACGACGAUUUCCAUUCCCAUUCCCAUUUCCCGCGUCCGCUGCCGCCUCUCGAUCGCUCGCGCACCGCCCUGUCGCCACUCUCCCCCAUGCCUGUCUCCCGCAACGGCAGCGAGUGGAGCCUCGCCAUGAGCUCCGCCGGCAAGGAAUCCUUGGCGCCGCCCGUGCACAUGCAGAGUUUCCUGGAGCGGUACCAGGCUAUGAGCGAGAAGGCUAAUGGGGGGCGGACGCGGGUGGUGGAGUUACCCGGGAGUCCGACGGUGCAUGAGUUGAGCGAUAUGAAGGUCAAGAAGAAGAAGAUUGGGGGGGAAUGA